Molecule: messenger RNA, 1844 nt
Organism: Oryza brachyantha (malo sina)
Lineage: Eukaryota; Viridiplantae; Streptophyta; Magnoliopsida; Poales; Poaceae
Product: putative methylesterase 11, chloroplastic
Exons: 5
Coding region: 121-1269 (382 amino acids)
Molecular function (GO): methyl jasmonate esterase activity; methyl indole-3-acetate esterase activity
Source: RefSeq, a predicted model, not a curated record
CAGAGGUAUAAAUUUUCGUAUGCUUUUCCUGCCAUUUUCUGCCGCGCCACCGCUUCUUUCCCCUUCUCCGGCGCCAUCUCCGGUGAGCAGAAGCGCGAGGCCUGGGGGCGAUUGGAUUGGAUGGGUUCGCUGCUGUCAUGCCUCUCCGACUCGGCCCCGUCGGCCUCGCCGCCGCCGCCGUUGGUGGCGAAGCGGCGGUCGUCCGCGUCGUCCCGUGGCCGGGGUGGCGGCGGCGGCGGCGGCGCCAAGGCCGUGACCAUCGACGAGGAGGCGCUGGCGGCCGCCGCGGCGCUCGUUUUGGGGCAGAGGAGCUCGUUCGGCGGCGGCGGCGCGUUCGAGCGGUCGGCGUCGGUGCGGUACGCGGCGAAGCGGCAGCAGGGGCAGGGCCCGCCGCUGCCGAGGAGCUCCAGCACGCGGCCGCGCUCGCUCGCCGACCCCGAGCUCCACCCGCAGCAGCUUCUCGCCAAGGAUUUGAACACUAAAGAUCUCGAAACCAACAUAAUAGUUCUUGUUCAUGGAGGUGGUUUUGGUGCUUGGUGUUGGUACAAGACUAUAGCACUUCUUGAGGAUAGUGGGUUCAGAGUGAAUGCUAUUGACUUAACAGGUUCUGGGAUUCAUUCAUAUGAUACAAACAAGAUUGGCAGUCUUACGCAGUAUGCUGAGCCACUUACAUCUUACCUUAAAAGCCUAGGUGACACCGAAAAGGUGAUUUUGGUAGGACACGAUUUUGGUGGUGCUUGUAUAUCCUACGCAAUGGAGAUGUUUCCAUCGAAAGUUGCGAAGGCUGUUUUCCUUUGUGCAGCAAUGCUGAAAAAUGGGCAUAGUGCUCUUGAUAUGUUUCAACAACAGAUGGAUACGAAUGGCACUCUCCAAAGGGCACAGGAGUUUGUAUAUUCCAAUGGCAAGGACCAGCCUCCCACUGCUAUCAACAUCGACAAGUCUUUACUAAGAGAUUUGCUAUUCAACCAAAGCCCCACCAAGGAUGUAUCUUUGGCUUCAGUGUCCAUGAGACCUAUCCCCUUUGCUCCUGUAUUGGAGAAACUGGUCCUAACAGAAGAGAAGUAUGGAUCGGUGCGCAGAUUUUACGUCGAAACCACAGAUGACAAUGCCAUACCACUUCAUCUUCAGCAGGGCAUGUGUGAUUCCAACCCUCCUGAGAAGAUUCUGCGGUUGAAAGGCUCAGAUCAUGCGCCGUUCUUCUCGAAGCCACAGGCACUGCACAAGACUCUGGUAGAGAUAGCAACCAUGCCACCAGCCCAAACAUCAUGAGAGCUGGCUUUCCUUUAGGUUUUUCAGCCUGGUGGCUGGCAGAUUAUUGCCAUGAUUCUCCAGUGGCUUCUGUAUGUAUAUGUCCCAGAAACUGUGUGAUUCUUGAGCCAAAAUGUUGUGAUUGGGGAGGCCGACUAUGAAAGAUGCUGUCACAGCAUAGCAGCAGCGUAGGAACUCUGAAAUUUUACUCUGGUCUCGAUGAUGUCCUUCAGGUGCAGAUUGAAAGUGGAGAAAUUAAUUGCUAGAAAAAAAGAUGAAGAAAUUCGUCUGUUGUCUGAACUUAUGCCAUCUGCUGUUAACAUCAAACAAUUGAUGUACAGUUUAUGUACACAUACAGUGCUGCUAUACCAUAAGUAUCCGAUCUGACUAAUCAUGUUCUAUACCAAAUUCAGUUAGGUUGGAGUAUACAUUUCAUCACCCAAGAGUUUGGAUCUACUUAAACCUAACUCGGGUGACCUUUUCACCUUGGUGGUUUGAUACCGAGGUCCUCCUUGGUACCUUCAUUUUGCAUGUUUAGUAAAAGAUUACUGCUCCCUCCGUUUCAUAAUGUAAGAUGUUUAAUUUUUUUCAUGUAA